ACCCUCAGGUUCGUUCUGGUAGAGAGUCGAACGGUAAGUCUCUAUGAACAGUUCUACGUCAUGGGUCAUGGGAUUGUGUCUCGCCAGACGAACUGCGUCCCGGUCAUCCCGGUCACUGGUCAUCCUCGGUCUUGACGGUUUGACGAUCCUUUACUUCAUCCGUGGCUGCGUGCUUCCUCAGAAGUCGAUCAUUAACCCCGUGGAGAAGUUACCCGAAGUCACCGAACCUAUUCGUCCCUGUCUCUUAACUGCUCUGUAUAAAGCUUACAUAUCUUUACUUUAAAUCUUAACUCACUCACUCACUACAUGUCUUUACGAAAUACAAUAACAUCAUGUCUUUCUGUUCAUGACAUGGUUUUGUUUUGUCACAGGGUCCGCUAUAUUGAAGAUGUCAGCCGAGAAUGGUCUACUCAAAGAGAACUGCGGGGCCUUUGCUCUUGUAGAAUCUGGAAAGUCAGAUGUUGACAAAGAAGACUUCGAGGAACAUGGACUUCUGACACAUUUAAAUGACCUGUCAGUCGAGGAGGAGGAAAGAGAAGAAGAGAGAGAAGACGAGGAGGAGUUUCGAGAGUACUAUUUGAAGUGUGGAGGAAGAGUGGCUCAAACAAGAACAGCAAUCGUACACAAACUGAAUGAACACAAGACUAUUAUCGGUCGCGUUGUUGGGUCUGUCAUAUUAGUUGUCUACCUGGUGUAUCUUGGCUUCUGCAUAGACUACUCGUUUGGGGAUGAAGGCUCUGUCAGGCUUGUCUGGGGCACGUGUUUUGUUUUGUUUCUUGUUGGCUACAGCAACUUCAGCGGGAAAAUCUUCCAGAAGAUCAGAGAAGGUUGCAGAUGCCAGACCCUGAGAAGGCCAAUAGUUCGAAAAGGAAUCAGAUGGUUCCUGUACUUGUCGAUACUUUUGUUCAUUAUCACGUACCUGUGUCUAACCAUUCUACAAACAAGUCCAAAGAACUUCACCUCCCUCGCAGGACUGGUCUUCUUCAUAGUUAUCGGUUACAUAUUCUCCAAACGCCCAGACCUGGUCAACUGGCAUGCAGUGUUCUGGGGCAUUACAACACAGUUUCUGUUUGCGCUGUUCAUCCUCCGGUCGAGAUUUGGAUACAGCGUUUUCAACUGGUUGGGAGAGAGGCUUGAAGAAUACAUGAGACACACAGACAAAGGUUCUCAGUUUGUGUUUGGGGACAGCUUCAGAGAUCACCAGUUUGUGUUUGUGACAAUGCCACUGAUUAUUUUCAUGAGUUCCACAGUCAACAUGCUGUACCACUACGGGGUGCUCCAAGCUAUUGUCAAGAACUUCGGGAAGUUCCUCUUCUUCUGUAUGGGUACGAGCGCUGUUGAAUCUGUCAACGCUGCCUUCAACAUGUUUCUUGGUCCCUCUGAGGCUCCAAUGGCUAUCAAACCAUUCCUGCCAUUACUGACUGCAUCUGAGAUGCAUGCCAUCAUGGUCGCAACUUUCUCCAGUAUUUCCGGAAGUGUCUUUGGAAUGCUUGUGAACUUUGGAGCUCCUGCCAACCACCUCCUCACAGCGUCUGUGAUGUCUGCCCCCGCCGCCCUCGCAAUGGCGAAACUGACCAUGCCGGAGACACGACGGACUAGGGUCAAACCAGAAGAUGCUUACAAUAUAACAAUGGCGAAAUUUCAGAGCGUAUUGGAAGCAAUAUCUAUCGGCGCUGUUGAUGGCAUCACACUGGCGUCCACCGUCGUUGUCAACCAGAUCGUCUUCAUCGCCGCUAUUGAAUUUAUAGACACCGCAUUUCAAUGGUUUGGGCACAGGGUGGGAGUGAAAGGCGUGACGUUCUCGCUUCUCUGUUCCUACAUGUUCUAUCCGCUGGCGUACAUAAUGGGCUUCCCCAAGGUCGACCUCUUCAAGAUAGGCGAACUGAUGGGCAUCAAAAUCUUUGCCAAUUCUUUUGUUGGAUUUAUGGAGUUUGGCAGGCUGGUCAUCAACAGGAAGGAUCUUGAGCAAUAUCAGCUGGUUCACAACGGUACCUGGCAUUGGCAAGAUGGCAAUGUAAUAUUAGACGCAACCAAUGUAACAUUGGUCGGUGGAAUUCUUGAGAAACGUUCUGAGGUGCUUGGUACGUAUGCCUUAUGUGGGCUCAACCACAUAGGGGCAGUUGGUGUUGCCAUGGGAACGCUGAUCGCGCUGUGCCCCGAACGGAGGACCACCAUCACAAAAUAUGUACUGAGGGCAAACAUCACUGGGCAGAUGGCCUGCUUUAUGACAGCAUGCAUCGCAGGUUUGCUGUACGAUGAGGCUUUACAGUCGGCGUGAGCGUCUUUGAAAGUGCAAUGUGUCGAACCUUGAACAAGGAACA
This is a messenger RNA of Haliotis rubra (blacklip abalone), 2321 nucleotides long. Its product is annotated as solute carrier family 28 member 3-like. Gene Ontology annotation, cellular component: membrane. Gene Ontology annotation, molecular function: nucleoside:sodium symporter activity. The coding region runs from base 347 to 2278 and encodes 643 amino acids. Lineage: Eukaryota; Metazoa; Mollusca; Gastropoda; Lepetellida; Haliotidae. Gene Ontology annotation, biological process: nucleoside transmembrane transport. The transcript is spliced from 11 exons. The record is from RefSeq and is a predicted model, not a curated record.